Molecule: messenger RNA, 963 nt
Organism: Sungouiella intermedia
Lineage: Eukaryota; Fungi; Ascomycota; Pichiomycetes; Serinales; Metschnikowiaceae
Source: the annotation of a GenBank genome assembly
AUGGCCACUACUUUGAAAAUUGCCGCUGGCCAAAUGUGCUCGUCUUCUGACUUGUCACAGAAUGCUCGAGUAGUCAAGAAACUUCUCAAAAAGGCCGUUGAAAACAACGUGAAAGUGCUUUUUCUUCCUGAAGCAGCCGACUAUCUCUCUCGAGAUGCCAGUCACUCCGUGCAAUUGGCGGAAAACUCUCACGAAAAGUUUAUUCUGGUGAUUCAGCAAGAGGUGAAGGCCUUGUAUGAGUCAGCAUCGGGUCCUGACGCCGAUAAGGGCAUUUUUGUUGCUGUCGGAGUUCAUGAGCCAGCCAAAGGAGAAAACGCAGGCAAGAAAGUACAAAACAAUCAGUUGUGGAUCUCCAAUAAGGGCGAGAUCUUGCAAAGAUAUCAGAAGCUUCAUCUUUUCGAUAUCAGCAUCACUAACGGGCCUAUUUUGAAAGAAUCCAACUCUGUGGAGCCCGGAAGUGCUAUUUUGCCACCUUUCCCCGUUAAUGACGACAAGUAUUCCAAGUUCAAGGUUGGGUUGGCCAUUUGCUAUGAUAUCCGGUUUCCCGAAUUGAGUUUGAGACUCAGAAAGUUGGGUGCAAACAUCCUCACAUAUCCCUCGGCAUUCACGACAAAAACAGGUGAGGCCCACUGGCUCGAAUUGGGACGUGCCAGAGCAAUUGACUCACAGUGUUACGUUGUGAUGGCUGCUCAAAGUGGAGAGCACAACGUGUAUGCUGACAGCGAUGUACCAGCCGACGGAAAGAAAAAGCGCGAGAGUUACGGACAAUCGGUGAUUAUCGGACCAUGGGGAGACGUUUUGGCCAAGGGAACCACUUAUUUGGAGAGAGGUGGAGUGGAUUCGGACGGAGAUUACUACGACUUGGUGGAGGCCGAGUUGGACUUGGCCACGUUGGAGAAGAUCCGGACGGACUUGCCGGUGUUUACGCAUCGGAGACCAGAGAUCUUCGGGUACGAAGUUUAG